AUGAUUAAUACAAAACAAACUAUAUUGAUGUGGAGUAAAAUCGACCAAACGCACUUGAAGUACGGAUCAGGAAACGCCAUUUUUCUUCUGGGCACUAUUGCAGUUGCUGUUGCCGUUGCCUUUGGUAGUGUUCUAGAACUUGGGAUCAUCAGUAUUUGGAUAUCAGGGCAAUUUAAUUUUUUUUCAGCGUAUUUGAUCUCAAUUAGGAAUAUAUACCAAGUCGAAACAAAGUAUUGUGAGACCAUUGGUUGUGAAGAUACGCCGAUCAUUACACUGCUUAUUGGAUCAAUAGGAGCACAAAAUUUGCUGUGUGAGCAAAAUUCCCAAUAUGAAGCAUCAACUUGA
Messenger RNA from Phycomyces blakesleeanus NRRL 1555(-), 345 nucleotides. RefSeq lists its product as hypothetical. The record is from RefSeq and is a predicted model, not a curated record. The transcript is spliced from 4 exons. Lineage: Eukaryota; Fungi; Mucoromycota; Mucoromycetes; Mucorales; Phycomycetaceae. The coding region runs from base 1 to 345 and encodes 114 amino acids.